Messenger RNA from Portunus trituberculatus (swimming crab), 1716 nucleotides. RefSeq lists its product as uncharacterized. The transcript has 8 exons. Gene Ontology annotation, molecular function: enzyme regulator activity. Lineage: Eukaryota; Metazoa; Arthropoda; Malacostraca; Decapoda; Portunidae. Bases 124 to 954 code for a protein of 276 amino acids. Gene Ontology annotation, cellular component: secretory granule. Gene Ontology annotation, biological process: regulation of hormone secretion; neuropeptide signaling pathway. The record is from RefSeq and is a predicted model, not a curated record.
ACGCAGACUGGAUGAGGAACGCAAAAGUUAAUUGUUUACUUGACGAUAGCUGGCAGUGACAAGCCGUAGAAUCGUCGGCCAUAUUGUACAGAGCCAGUGAGCCUCCCACCUGCUGAUAUCACGAUGAUUGCGGCGGUCAGCGUGGCGGUACUCGGCUCCCUCCUCUCUUCCCUCGCGGGCGCCUCCUUUGUGAAUCCUGCUGCCGGAGGAGCCCCCGUGGAUUUCUCCGAUGCCUUCCUGCGGGAGAUGGUGGCCAAGAUGGGCAGCGGAAUGGCUGACCCCGCCAAGGACUACCUGGACGUGCCUUCCCAAGGCCUGCGAUCACUGGCAGAGGGCAUUUCCCCCAGAGCAAUGAAAGACAUGCCAGACAUAUCCCUUCCCCUGGAUUAUGACGCCCUGGAACACAGCCCCUCCAUCCGGGACCAAGAAUAUCUAUCCCACUCCUCUUUACUCGGCAGCAUUCUUGGUAACUAUGAAGAGAAACUGAAACAACGACCUACCCAGAAUGGAGUGAAGAGCACAAGUGGAAGCAGCAGCGGCAGCACCUCCAGCACCAGCAGCGGGAGCAGCAGCAGCAGUGACGGUGUCCUUCCUGCUUACUGCAACCCACCGAACCCCUGCCCCCUCGGCUACACAGCCAGCGACGGGUGCCUGGAGGAUUUUGAGAACACAGCCGCCUUCUCCCGAGACUACCAGGCUGUGCAGGACUGUAUGUGCGACACGGAGCACAUGUUCGAAUGCACAGACUCCACGCAGGACUCCGAGAUCACCGCCCUGGCGCGAUCUAUACAGAACGAGGGCGUCCUGGACUCCACGUUGGACACCAUCAUGAACGACCUGACUGAUGAGAACCGCCACCUUGUCGCCAAGAAAUUCCACCAAAAGAAGAGCGUCAACCCUUACCUGUUGGGAGAGAAGCUUCCCAUCGCCGCCAAGAAGGGAGGUGUGCUGUAAGACCGAGCUCCCCCCAGGCGGACAGGUACAAGACUUCACUUCACAUAGUCGACAAUGAUGUCACUGAACUAACACUUUGCCAGGUUCCUGCUUCAGUAACGCUCUUGCCUCUCAUCCUGACUUGGAGGUGCCGCCCCCAGCCCCGCCCCUCGCGCCGCCUAGCACCCAGCAGGCCUCGGGUCACACUCUCUGUCACUACACACCUGGCCAAUAAGCAAGGGCCAAAUGUUCAGCUCUCCGCGAUAGCAUCUUCAUGUACUGUCAAGAUUACAAUUUGUAUGGGAGAAUGUAAUCAAGACGACGAUGGCUCAUUCUGGUAUAUGUAGUACACUGCAUACAUAUAUACACCCACGCACAUACAAACUGUUACUGUUGCUACCACUACUACCACUACUAUUACUACUACUACUACUACUACUACUACUUCUACUACUACUACUACUACUACUACUACUACUACUACUACUACUACUACUACUACUACUACUACUACUACUACUACUACUACUACUACUACUACUACUACUACUACUACUACAGUCGCUACUAGUAUUACUUAUACUACUACCACACCUUCCAGUGUUGUCUAGUGAGGAGGUGUGAUAAGCAUCGCCACGAACACUGGUGAGGGCAGCGAGCGUUGCUGACAGGAGAGGGACCACGGCGUUUCCCACGUUGUGGUCCCCUACACAAUAACAGAAUAAAAUAUAAUAAAAAAUACUUAUAACUUAAAUAAGUAAAAAAAAAAAAAAAAAAAAAAAA